UCCAAUUUAGAAGGAUGGGUCCACUUGACAUUAAUGGGUUAAUGUGUUUCUUUUUCAACUGAGAGAUAAACAACGAGUACCGUCAAGAGAUUGAACCAUAAAUAACAAUAUUUGAGCCGCGUACUGUGAAAAGGGGGUUUAAUGCAUGUGCGUAAUUUCGUCCGAAAUCAAGGACGACACUUUCCGCCUAAACUAGAUUAUUGCUAAGAAUAUACUUUCUUGAAACGAAAAAUAUCAUUAAAGCGGAAAGUUUCGUCCCUAAUUAGCCUGUGCGGACUGCACCGGCUAAUCUGGGACGACACGUUACGCACAAGCAUUAAACACCAUUUCACAGAGCGCGGUCUAUUGAAAGUAAAACACACAUAUGAAUCAUCAAUUCAGCCAUCGUUGGUUGAAAUUACACAGCCAUUGAUAUUGAAAUAUUCGAUCACCGCUAACCACAGAAAGGCUACGUGCAUAUUGAAUAACGAUGAAAAAACACAUUUCUCUCUUCAACAGAACACGCUGUGUAUUAUACUACCUCUAAUGGCUUAACGUUGCUAUAGUUGAGCUAUUUCGUUGUGAAUAAAGCGUCGCGACUGCAUUGUCACUAUGAGUUUCGGAAUCGAGGAUACGCUAGGGGCGCCAUUUGUUGGACGUCAUGACGAGCUAUGUGAUCUACAAGCAGCAUGGGACAAACACAGGAUGUUUGGAAUUUUCGGCAUGCGUUCGGUCGGCACAUCAAGGCUGGCAAAAUAGUUUUUGGCUAGUGUAUCAGAGAGUUACGAUAAAGUCAUUUAUGUCGACCUAAAAGCUACAAGCGAUCUAGCGUCGAUGUACGUCAAUAUAUGCGCUUGCUUUUCCGUGCAUGUAGACUCGCAAUCAAAAGAACCAACUUUCUGGGAAAGUCAACUUUUUGAACAACUAUUGUCAAAUGAAUGUAAAUACAUUUUCUUUUUUGACAACGCUGAAUAUUUUCUAGAUAAAGAAGAAACCCGGGACACAAUUCAAAACCUUUUCAUAUCUCUACUCAAUUACAAUUAUAUAAAAGUUCUUCUGACAUCUACGACUAAGUUUCAACUUGUAAAUCGGCGUCGUAUUUACCACAUCUGCGAAGUUUCCCCUCUGAAGCGAGUCGAUUCUGUGGAACUUUUGAGAGCCGAAGCACCCGAAGUAGCUUUUGGAGAUUAUCUGGAUCCAAUCGUGGAACUCAGUGAAGGGAUACCACUUUUAAUUCUGAUGAUAGGGUCAGAGCUGCGUAAUAAUGAUGGUUUGCUAAGCCCAAAAGAAAUGGUAGAAAUUCUAGUUUCGAUCAGAUUGACUACUCUCAGUCUAGAAACCUUCCCAGAGGAAGAGAGAAUAGCCAAAGUGUAUUGCAGUUUUAUUGAUCGUCUUUCACCAGUGUUGAAAGACAGGUACACAAUUCUUAACUUCAUUCCGGGGUCAUUUAAUACCGAAGAGGCGCAGUCUAUGCUAGAUUUCCAGACACAGGCAACUGUCAAAAGCCAAGUGCUUGUCCCACAACUAAGCCGCCACUUUCUGAAUUAUGACCUUGCAAAGCGACGAUUUAACAUUCAGGGGAUUCUUCGAGAAUGUUUGAAUACAUUCUAUGCCAUUCAGAAUCUUCCAGAGAUACGAAGUCGGUACAGCCGAACGUUUUCAGCAGUUCUGAUGGACAUAUCACGACGUUUUCAUUCCCAUGAAUAUGCAAGCGCUCUUGCAGAGUUCGCUGUGGAGCAACCUAAUCUUCAGAAGUUGUUGGCUGAAAUUUAUCAUACAACUCAGGACACGUAUGCCUUCUUCAUUCAGAUGGCGACUGAGUGCACAUCAUUUAUUGAGAAAUAUAUGCCUGGAAUUAGUGAGGACUUUUACGGGGAAUGCAAACGAGCUGCUUCUAGAUACGGCAAAAAUACGGACGUCGCAAAAGUAGACAUUUCAGUUGGUACCAUCUACACCAAUGUCAAGGGCGAUCUUAAGGAGGGAUUGAGGAUGUACAAAGAUGCUUUAAAACUGUUGGAAGACGGAGGAAAAUCAGUUGCGCUUGCCACAGUGUAUCAGCGGAUUGGAUACAACCUAAUGUUACAGGAUCAAAACUUUACUGCUCUCAGUUACCUAAAAAAGUCAUACUGCAUAUCAAUCUCCUCUGGUAAUGAGUACCGGCUUCUCGUCUUGCAGUCCUUAAAUAGCAUGGGAAUAACGUUAAUUUGGCUUGGUAGGUAUGAUAAAUCAGAGAAAAUUUUACUCAAAUCUCUCGAAAAAACAAAGACAAUACACGGCGAUAUUCAUCCUGCAGUUGGUGUAGUUAUCAACAACAUUGGAAUUAUGUAUCACCAAAAGGGAGACUCCGUUAUGGCGUUAAAAUAUUUCCAAGAAGGACUGCGCAUUAAACAAGAAACGCGCGCUCCGCAUCAGUCCACUGUUUUAUCUCAAGCAAAUGUUGCUUUGGAGUAUAUAAACUUAAAUAAAAUACAUGAAGCUAACGAGUUGUUAAAUGAUGCACAAUCUUUAAUUCAGAAAGAAAAUAUAAGGGAGGCAAACACCGUUUCGUAUGUUACUACUACUGUUGGUAGAAUGUAUCUAAAGGAAGGCAAUUUUGACAAAGCGGAGGAAAUGUUUACGAAAGCGUUAGUCAUUCGUGCUGAAAGGUGUCCUGGUCAAUACACACACGUUCAAAGUUUGGUCCAACUGAUGGAAGUAGCCGUAGAGAAAAGCCAGUAUGCGAAAUGUAUCGACCUCGGGAAAACCGUGCAAACAUUUUGGAAGAACCUGGUUACACAGAGACCAAAGCUACCGCAUUUUCUGGAAUGUAAUGAAUUUCUCAAACGUGCAUAUGCAUAUUUAGGUGACCGCGAUGGCGAGCGACACGCGAAUGAAAACAUCGUGAACGAACUGUGUAGGUUAUGCGAUACUUAUCGCGCUGAACGAAAUGAAGCGAAGGUAAAGGAACUUUCGGUUAAGAUAAGAACAAUAAGAUCAACUCUUGUUUAAACAACAUUAAAACAAUGAUACCAGUUUAAGCAUUGAUGGCAUAAUAAUCGUAAACGUGUUUAAAAGUUAAUAUUUAUCUUGACUCCAUGAGUCUUAGAGACAUUGUGGCACAUCAUCAUAUAUGCGUGAUCCUUUAUCUGUGUCAGUGAUCAUAUCCACAAUUUGUCGUCCGUAGAACGGCCAGCAGUUCGAUCUGCGUAGGACCGGCUAAUGGCGCUGAGAUACCCCAUUUGAGCGAUCUUGGUUUCGUUUUGAGAAUAUCGGCCAAAUAGGCUUUAUAAUUGUUGUUUAAGUCCUGUUUUAAGAUAGUCAUUGAAAAUCUGAGAUGUUUAUAUGACUUAAAAAAUGUAUGCCAACUAAGGUCCAGACAGUCCCUGUUUUGAUGAAUGUACAUACCUUUUCAUGAUCUGUUAUCGAUUGAAAACAAAACAAUAUAUAAAACUUAUUUAACUCAUAGAUGA
Messenger RNA from Dreissena polymorpha, 3428 nucleotides. RefSeq lists its product as uncharacterized. Bases 814 to 2967 code for a protein of 717 amino acids. Lineage: Eukaryota; Metazoa; Mollusca; Bivalvia; Myida; Dreissenidae. The record is from RefSeq and is a predicted model, not a curated record. Gene Ontology annotation, molecular function: protein binding. The transcript has 8 exons.